AUGAAAAUAGUUAUUUGUCUAUGUCUUAUACUUUAUUGGUUAAGUUUUCCUGUUUAUCCUUUUGGUCAUUCAUUAUUACCACUUUUUUCUCUUGAUCCAUCUUAUAUAAAUAUAAAUCAUGGUUCAUAUGGUUCAGCACCAAAAUAUAUUCAUGAAAAACUUCGAGAAUACCAAUUAAAAGCUGAACGUAAUCCUGAUCGAUGGUUUCGUUUAGAUGUUCAAAUUGAAAUGGAAAACUUACGAAAAAAAUUAAGUAAAUAUGUUAAUUGUGAUCCAGAUGAUCUAGUUAUACUUGAUAAUGUAUCAGCUGGAAUAAAUUCAAUUCUUAAAUCAUUAAAAUUUCAAUCAAAUGAAACUAUUUUAUAUUAUAAUAUUGCAUAUGGAAUGGUUAAAUUAACAUUACAAUAUCUUUCAACAGAAAUUUUUACUCAGAAACAAAUUAUACAAAUAGAACUUAAUCAUCAAACUAUUCAAAAUACAAAUUUAUUAUUAAAAAAAACUCAAGAUAUAAUAAAUAAAAUAAAAAAUGUUAAAUUAAUUAUUUUUGAUCAUAUUAGUUCAACACCAGCAAUAUUAUUUGAUAUUGAAUCAAUGUUAAAAUAUUUUCAUAGUCAAGGAAUUUUAACACUUAUUGAUGGUGCACAUGCUAUUGGUGCAAUUGAACUUAAUUUAACAAAAUUAAAUCCAGAUUUUUAUUUAUCUAAUACACAUAAAUGGUUGUAUACUCAUCGAAGUUCUUGUUUACUUUAUAUAAAAAAAGAUCUUCAAAAAUUAAUUCAUCCAAUAAUAACAUCAUUUGGUUAUUUACAAUCAUUUCAAAAUGAAUUUUUUUGGCUUGGAACAAAAGAUUAUAGUUCUUAUUUGACUAUAUCAGAUGCAUUAGAUUUUCGACAAACAAUUGCAAAUGAAAUAGAUAUUUAUAAUUAUAAUCAUCAAUUAGCUAUUCAAGCUGGAUAUUUACUUGCACAAAUGUGGAAUAGUUCAAUAUUAAUAUCAAAUGAAAAAUUUAUAAGUACAAUGAAUAAUAUAGAAUUACCUUUAAUUAUUAAUACAUUAGAUAAAAUGAAUAUUUUAUAUCAAAAAUUAAUAAAUCAAUAUAAUAUAUUUUUACCAAUGAUUGAAUUUGAUAAGAAAUUUUAUUGUCGAAUUAGUGCACAAAUAUAUAUGGAAUUAAAUGAUUAUCAAACUGUUGGAAAGAUUGUUUUAGAUGCUAUUUCAACUAUAAACUUUUUGCCAAGUUUAAAAUAA
Rotaria sordida is the source of this 1248-nucleotide messenger RNA. The record is from the annotation of a GenBank genome assembly. Lineage: Eukaryota; Metazoa; Rotifera; Eurotatoria; Philodinida; Philodinidae.